CCCAAAGCGGGCUCAAUUGCCCACCGCCAUUACCUGCCUUUAUAUAAAACGUUCAUAAUAGUCGUGCAGCACACGCUUCUCAAACAAAAGGUUCCAAGACCAGACCUACUAUCUGGUACACGAAUCAAGAUGUCAACACAACUACCCACCGCUCCCACCGAUUUCUCAGUGGAAGCCCUCAUCCGUUCCUUCAUGACAAUCAUCCUCUCUGAAAUUGGAGACAAAACCUUCUUCAUCGCCGCCAUUCUUUCCAUGCGCCAUCCUCGCCUCGUCGUCUUCCUAGGCGCUCUUGGUUCCCUUGUGGUGAUGUCUAUUCUUUCAGCUUCACUGGGUCACAUCCUGCCCACGCUUUUACCCAAGAAAUGGACUCAGAUUAUGGCUGGGGUGCUGUUCCUGGUCUUCGGGAGUAAGAUGAUGAUGGAAGCAAGGGAGAUGGGUGGCAAGGGAAGGGAAAAGGUUGAGGAAGAGAUGAGAGAGGCGGAAGAGGAGAUAGACGAGGAUGAGAUUGAGGCGGGAGGUAUUAUUCCGCUUGAACGGCUUGAGGAGGGGGAAGUGGUUCCUUCAUCUCCAAGUACGAGAAAACAUAAAAAUUUGGGUUCGGGUGUCACGGAAGGCGUAAGGAAUUUUUGCAGUCUUAUCCUGGGGCCUGUUUUCGUGCAGUCCUUUGUGCUUACUUUCCUUGGGGAGUGGGGGGACAGGAGUCAGAUUGCUACGAUUGCUUUAGGUGCUGCUGAUAAUGUGUAUCUCGUGACGCUAGGGACGGUCAUUGGCCAUACGUGUUGUACAGCGCUGGCUGUCAUGGGAGGGCGUUACGUAUCGAGUAAAAUUUCGGUCAAGCAUGUAACCCUAGGAGGUGCAACCCUCUUCCUCAUAUUCGGCGUCAUCUAUCUCUACGAUGCGCUUGCUAGCUCUGCGGAAGAACUCUCGAUACCCAUUAGUCCUAUGGGGGAGUCAUGAGCCAAUAUCUAUUUUUGGUGAUAAUACUCCAGCGUUGUGCCUGCAUUGAUAAAACGCUUCACAUUUCAGGUUUCUGGAUUGGAUACUUCACUCACUGUGUACUUCAGUACUAUAUA
Molecule: messenger RNA, 1073 nt
Organism: Suillus bovinus
Lineage: Eukaryota; Fungi; Basidiomycota; Agaricomycetes; Boletales; Suillaceae
Exons: 4
Coding region: 130-957 (275 amino acids)
Biological process (GO): calcium ion transmembrane transport; manganese ion transmembrane transport; Golgi calcium ion homeostasis
Cellular component (GO): fungal-type vacuole membrane; Golgi apparatus
Molecular function (GO): calcium ion transmembrane transporter activity; manganese ion transmembrane transporter activity
Source: RefSeq, a predicted model, not a curated record